AUGGUCUUAUUUGCUUUGCAUUACAACCGUAAGGUACGAAUCUGCUUUAAAGAUGAAGACGCUGAAGUCGGAACGAAGUAUAUCACACCGGUCGAGCUGCUGCACGAGCAGACGAAGGGCACCGAGGUAAACUCAAACAAUACUGAUUACUCAGGUGUAGGCCGGAAGGAUAGCGACAGGCAGGUGUCGGAAUCAAUGUGGAUACCUACACUCACCUAG
This is a messenger RNA of Alternaria atra, 219 nucleotides long. RefSeq lists its product as uncharacterized. The record is from RefSeq and is a predicted model, not a curated record. NCBI's taxonomy places the organism in Eukaryota, Fungi, Ascomycota, Dothideomycetes, Pleosporales, Pleosporaceae. The transcript is spliced from 3 exons. Bases 1 to 219 code for a protein of 72 amino acids.